AUGAACCAAGACGAAGGAAAUGGAGGGGAGAUCAAUGAAGCUAGGUGGAGAGAAGCACAAGUCGGAACAAUUACUCGUUUGAAUCAAGUUAUUAGUACAUUGACAGACCGGAUGGAGCGAAUUCAAAUAGCCUUAGGUAAUCUUCAAGGGAGGGAAGUACUCUUGAAUGAAGGAGUUGAAAAUGAAGAAGAUGACAAUGUCACCCUUUUAGCGGGACAUAGCCCUAGGGGAGGGAGAGAUGUCGGUCGAGGGAGAGGAAGAGUCAGAAGAAGGGAGGAGUAUUUGCAAUAUGAGAGCAAAAUUGAGCAUGUCUUCGAUUGCAACAAUUUCAGUGAAGAAAGAAAGUUGAAGCUUGCUGUGGCUGAAUUUUGUGAUUACGCCAUAAUAUGGUGGACAUCUUUGAAAUCAGAGUGGAGGAGAAAUUAUGAAGAACCAAUUGAAACUUGGGAGGAACGGAAGAAAUUAAUGAGAAAAAGGGAUAGGCAAGCGUACUUUGAUAUGCAAGAAUUGUUACACCUUGCUGUCAAAAUCGAAGGGCAACUAGCUUGGGAGAAGGAGAACUCCAAGCGGUAUGAUUUCAAAGUUGGAGGCAAGUAUGAUCAUGACAAAAAGAACAAAGCUGCAACCUCCAAGGGUAAAGAGAAAGCGGAGGAAUAUAAGGAGAUUCGAGAAAGAAAUAGAGACAUCAAAUUUUGGAAAUGUCAAGGAAUUGGUCAUCUUAGUCGUGAUUGUCCUAACAAGAGAGUCUUGAUCAUCAAGAAUGGACAAGUUGUCACAGAUAGUGAGGAAAGUGACCAUGAUGAGCUAGUUGAAGAGAAAAUCCAGGAGAAUGAGGAGGAACUAGAAGAUGGGAGUCAGUUGGUACUUGUUACCAGAAGAUUUCUUAAAACUCAAGUUAUAGAGAAUGAUGUUGAUGAUCAAAGAGACAACCUAUUUCACACAAGGUGUUUAGUCAAGGGGACUUCUUGUAGUCUUGUAAUUGAUAGUGGAAGUUGCACCAAUGUUGUAAGUACAAUGCUGAUCAAAAGGUUACUAAUUCCAACCCAACACCAUCCUAAACCUUACAAGCUUCAAUGGCUCAAUGACAGUGGAACAAUGAAGGAAUUUGAUGAUGUAUUCCAAGAUGAAGUCCCUAAAGGACUACCUCCCAUUAGAGGUAUUGAACAUAAAAUAAACUUCAUUCUAGGGGCAGUAAUUCGUAAUAGGCUAGCUUAUAGAGCCAACCCAACUGAGACUAAAGAAAUUCAAAGGAAAGUAGAGGAGCUUAUGGAGAAGGGCUAUAUACGAGAGAGUUUGAGUCCAUGUUCUGUACCAAUCUUAUUGGUGCUGACGAAACAUGGAACGUGGCGCAUGUGCGUGGAUUGUAGAGCCAUCAACAAAAUCAUGUUGGUCAAAAUGGAGUAG
This is a messenger RNA of Cucurbita moschata (crookneck pumpkin), 1404 nucleotides long. RefSeq lists its product as uncharacterized. Gene Ontology annotation, molecular function: nucleic acid binding; zinc ion binding. The coding region runs from base 1 to 1404 and encodes 467 amino acids. NCBI's taxonomy places the organism in Eukaryota, Viridiplantae, Streptophyta, Magnoliopsida, Cucurbitales, Cucurbitaceae. The transcript has 6 exons. The record is from RefSeq and is a predicted model, not a curated record.